AUCGUGCUGUACGUUUUACGGUAGAUUCUGUGUGAAUGUUUCAUCCAUAUAGUAUUCCUACUAAAACAGAAAAAGUUCUCAUAUUCGUAUCAUUUGAAUUUUUAUGUUUCCCUUAACGUCUCGUGGCAUCAACCAAUGGGGGCUAAGCAAAAUAACUUCCACACUCCCUAUCAUUUCAUUGAAUCUUUCAAUUUUCGCGAAAUUACAGAAACAAUUCUGUAUUUUGACCGCUAAUGUAAAUUCGGACAGUGUUUUUCUAUACAAAUUCAUAGAAAUCAAGUUAAAUGUAUUACCGAUAGUGAAAUUUUGUUUAUAUCUUGUUUUAAGGUUAUGAUAUUCUAGAAGUGUUACAUUUACGCGGAAUGAAAAGUGCUAUUUGUUUUUGAUCAAUUUAAAAUGAACUAUGAAUUAAAAAUUACAAAAAAAUUAUUAAAUUGACGAAAUUUUGUUUUGUGUAAAAUAAUAUGAAGUUAGUAAAACCAAAUUGGGUUACACACGAUGGCUAUCCAAUAUUUUCUGUGGAUAUACAUCCAGAUGGAAAAAGAUUUGCCACUGGUGGUCAAGGUGGUGAUUCUGGAAGGGUUGUCAUAUGGAACAUGGAACCCGUAGUUAAUGAAAUUGCAGAAUUAGAUGAAAAUAUUCCAAAAAUGUUGUGUCAAUUAGACAAUCAUCUUGCUUGCGUCAAUUGUGUUAGAUGGAGUAAUAAUGGGUUAUUAGCAUCAGGUGGUGUAGAUAAACUCAUUAUGAUCUGGAGAUUGUCUGGUGGAUUAGGUGGUAGUUCUUUAUUCGGUGGAAAAUCCAGUGUGGAAACAUGGCGUUGUAUAGCUACUUUACGAUCUCAUGAAGCUGAUGUAUUGGAUUUAGCAUGGGCACCUCACAGUCCAUGGUUAGCUUCUGCAUCGGUAGACAAUACUGUAAUAGUAUGGGAUGCUUCAAAAUUUCCAGCUAUUGUCGCUGUAUUGAAAGGUCAUACAGGAUUUGUAAAAGGAAUUACAUGGGAUCCUGUAGGGAAGUAUUUAGCCUCUCAGUCCGAUGAUAAAACAUUACGUGUAUGGCGUACAACAGAUUGGACAGAAGCAGCAUUGAUAUCCGAACCAUUUGAUGAAUGCGGUGGAACCACUCAUGUAUUAAGACUUUCUUGGAGUCCAGAUGGUCAAUAUUUGGUGUCAGCUCAUGCUAUGAACGGUGGUGGCCCAACUGCACAAAUAAUUGAAAGAGAUGGGUGGACACAAGACAAAGAUUUUGUUGGACAUAGAAAGGCUGUUACAUGUGUGAGAUUUAAUGGAAAUAUGUUACAAAAGAAACAACCAGGUUCUUCUAAACCACAACAGUAUUGUUGCGUUGCUAUAGGAUCUCGUGACCGUUCUCUUUCUGUAUGGUUAACAUCAUUAAAAAGACCUCUGGUAGUGAUACAUGAAUUGUUUACACAUUCAGUCUUAGAUGCCAGUUGGUCACCAUGCGGUCUUCGUCUAGCAGCUUGCUCUUGGGAUGGGUCUGUUGUACUCAUUGAGUUUACUCAACAGGAAUUAGGUCAACCAUUAGAUCCUGCUGAACAAAGUAGUCUUCAUGAACGUUUGUAUGGUAAACCCUUAGUUCAAGGUGGUUGUACAGUCAUGGAAGCACCAGAACUUCUAAAUUUAAAGACAACAGCACCUCCAACGCAAACAACUCAAACAUCGACAAGUACGAAUUCGGUACAACCGCCUACCACUACUUCCACAACUCCUGCGAAAGGUCCUAUUAAUAAACAAAUCGAAACAAGAACAUCAGACGGUAAAAGGCGGAUAACACCAAUGUUCAUACCACCUCCGUCAGAUACAAUGGAUUCUUCGAGUACCAGACUAGGAACGCCAACAUUCACGAGUCAAGUAAAAAGUUCGAUUGUAAUAGAGAAGCGAAACGACGUCGUAGCGCCUAAUGUUACUGCUUCAGUGAAUUUAACCAAUACUAACAGUGCAACGUCUACACUCACUUUAAAACGACGCGAACAGACUACACCGAAACUACAUCAGACUGCGUUUACUAAGAAACCAAAAGUUACGUCCGAAAGAAGUAUAAAUCAGAUUUUACUCCCCCCGUUGAAGCCAUCUAGCUCGUUAUCUCAGCAAGCUGGCCAUUACGCUGUCACUGUGACUAACAGCCAAGGUUUAGCUCAUUUACAAGUAUUCAAGGGUACAGAUUCUGAACCAACCUGGGAUCUUUAUUUAGGGUACAGUGCUGUAGCUUUGGCAGCAUCACCAGCUGUUAUAGCCGUUGGUUUGGAAGAUGGAAGCCUUCAUACGUUUCAUCCUGUAAAAGGAUGUCGACCGGCACCACCUUUAGCUCCCCCUGCUCCACUCGCGAAAGUUCAUGCAGUUGGAAAUGCAGUGAUGGUUAUUUCAAGCUGUGGAGCAGUUCGCGUGUGGGAAAUAGGACAUUCAUGUAGAAUGAUAGUUUCCACUUCCGCUGCGCAUUUAGCGGUACCAGGAACUUCUUUAUUAUCCUGCACUUUAUAUAAUGGAAUGCCUCAUUUAGCUUUUACUAAUGCUAGGGCGUACAUAUAUCAUAAAGAAAUGGGUACUUGGUUAUUGAUUGGUGAUAGUCAAGAUCCUAUAUGGCGCUGGGCCUCUUUUAAUACGUCUAGUACAUCCGGAAGUAGAGCUCCCAGAGGACCUCUUUCUUCGCUACAAGAAGGAUUACUCAGGACGGCUGGAAAUACUUUGCCUAAUCCAAGAUUACCUCACAGUGCUCCCAGUGUGGUAUCCUACUUGGAACAACAGAUGCUUGCUUCCAGAGCUCUUGGAAGUGCUCAGGAAUAUGUACAUUGGCUCAUAGCUUUAGUAUCGUUUUUAUUAACUCAAGAUGGAUUAGAGAAACGUUUAAGGUUAAUCUUAGAUGAUCUUUUGGGUCCAAGCCAUACGUCAGCUUCCAAAAGCAUAUGGGAUCCUUUGAUACUGGGAAUUAAAAAACAUAAACUUUUGGAAGACGUAUUAUCUGUCGUUGGUGGACACCUCCGUUGGCAAAGGUUGUAUCUUGAAUAUACAGAACAAUUGACUGCGAUAAAAAAUCAAACCGUUUGAAAGAUAAUCGGUCAAAAUAUAAUUUCGAUACGAUAUGUGGUAUUUCAAUUGUAAUUAUAUAUAAUGAUUCUAAAAUGAUGUACAUCAGUUUUUCUAUUAAUUUAAUAUUACAAAUGAAUUAAGAUGUAUAAAGCCAAUUUUUAAAUCGUUUAUUGAGUUCCUAAGAAACGUAAAAUAUUCUAACAUCAUUUAAGAAACAUGUGAUGUUUCUUGUACAUUUUUAAACACAGAUUUAUAUAUAUAUAUAUAUAUAUAUAUAAACAAGACUGUACAGAUUUUUAUAUCGUUCAUGACAUAAUUAAGAUCUUUUUUAAUUAAGAUAAUUAAGAUCAACUUUUCUACUCAAAUAAUUUUAUAAAGAUUGACUGACUUUAAAAUUAUAUUUAAUUCUAUUUCUAUGUUUCAAUAUUAAGGAAUCGCGUACACUGUACAGCGAAAUAGAAAAUUAAUUAAUGAAGGGAUAUGAAACAAUUAAUUGACAAAAAUGUUAACAAUUUAUAUUAUUUUUAUACAAUAUCUUAUGAACAAAAUUACUUUAUUCUAUUUGCAGUGCAACAUUAUUAUAUACUAUCACAAUGUCUGAUAAGAUACGAUGCACUGCAAAAACGGUCAGCAUCAAUACGAAGGUAUUUCCAAAACUUGUACUGCAAUUAUUUUCAUUAAUGAUAAAAAAAUCGUGUAUAAUAAUACAAUCAUACAAUUUUAGAAAAUGUACUGUAAUAAAAGAAAUAUUAUCUAAGCCCAUAAUUACAAUUUUGCGAGUAAGAAUAUUUUAUAAAUGAUUUUUGAACAGUUAGUAAGUAAGUACAAUGUAUAGUUAGUUUGAUGUAUUUCAUACAAUUUAUUGUCAAAUAAAAAUAAACAUCUAAACACAUAUACUUACUUUAAGUAACUUGAAAAUUAAAUUAAAAAUAAGUUUACAGUCACUGAUAAAUACUGUAAACAUUUAAAAAAAAAUGUAUGAAAUACAUUAAAUAAAAGAUUAUCAUUAUUAAAGACUUAUUUUGUCUUGAAUAUUGUUAGUCGUGUGUAUAUUAUAGAAACACAAUUUAAAAAGUUUCUACAUAACUGCAAUUACAGAUAAAUUUAUAUAAAACAUCAAUUUAAAUUUUCGAGCAAGAAACAAAGUAAAUAAACGUAGGAUACAAUACAUAUGAUCAUAAAUACAAGGUAAAUAAUUUUAAUAAAUCUUAUAAAUUCUAAAAUUUGUUAUCAUGUUAUUAGCAAUAUACAUAAUUUUGAUUUUUCUAAUUACAAAUGCAACUAUUUAUUUGUCUUUCAAUUGACACUGUAAUAUAGAUAAUAAAAACUUAAUUUUUGGAAGCAUAGUAGAAGAAUAUUAGUUUUGGAUAUAUGUUAUCUAUAUGUAAAGAACAUUGCAUACUAACACAAUUACAGAUCUGCAUAAAUUAUCUAACUAAUUGUAUAUAUAAAAGAUUGAUCGUUAAGACAAAGUGCACGGAAUCAUUUUAAAUAGUGCAGUAAUAUACUUAUUCAGUUUCACUUCCAAAAUUCUCUAGAUUGAACUAUUUUAAAAAAUAUUUAUAAUUAGACAACACUGUAGUUGCACUUUCUUUAAACAUUUAUCACUCACAAUUUAUAUAAACUUUAAUUUGCAAUCAAGUAAAAUAUACGUAAUAAAUAUUUCGAACAUUAUACAAUAAAUUAUAUACGUAUAUAAACCUAUAUGUAUAUAUCACAUAAGUAUUUAAGAAAAUUGUAUUAAUUGCAGAAAAGUAUAAAUUUGUAUUUUAUAAUAAAAUAGUAAAAGAUAUCAGUUAAACUUGUAUAAAUAGGAUAUGUAACUGUAUUAAAUGUAGGCAGAAUACGUUUUCCUCAUUUCUUCUUCUAAAAAAUGUAAAAAACUUUAAGUACAGGAACUACUAUUGUAAAAUUAAAUUCAUUUCAGUUGAUCGAUCUUUUUACUUGUAACUAUUGUCCGAGUAAAGUAGAUGAUAUAUUGUAAUGAAGUGAAUAAAAUUUGUAAUAUUUAUUAGAACAAGAAUUUAUCAUUGUUAGUAUAAAGCUAUUUGUUCAAAUUAAAAUAGAUCAUUAUUCGUGCAUUCAGAUUUUAAUAUUUUUAAGCCUAAUGAAUAACAUUAUCAUGAACUAAUAUGCUUAAAAAGUUCUAACAAAAAUGCUAUCCGUAUUUGACUACUAUUUUUGUAUUCAUUUGAAUUUCCUUGAUAGUACAAAAAUCACAUUUUUUAAUACUGCAAUAUUACGAUAAGUGUCUAUGCAGCAUGAUAUAAUACAAUAGGUUCAACAAAUACUCAAUCUGAAUAACACUUAAGUUUUGUACCUUCAGUAAUUAUGUUCAAUCCUAACAUUUACAUAAUGCUUAUACUUAAAUAAAUCCACUUAAACAAAAAUUCAUCGUUAUCAAUCGAUCUACAUAUUGUGCGUUAUAUAUAUUCCACAUCAUAGCACAUACAAUAAAUUAUAUGCGUUCUAAACAACACAUACAAUUUUUUCAAUUUGAUAACAACCUAUGACUAGUAUACAUGCAAUGCAAGCCACAAUGUUACUUACAUUGUCAUCCAUUGCCAUAAGCUUUGCUAUUGCAAUAAACCUGAUACCCUUAUUAUUAGAAUAAUUAAUGAAAUUUAAGCAGUCGUAUGUAUGCAUGCACACGGGUAUGUACGCAUACAAAUCGAAUUGUUUGAAUUUUAAUUUUACUAUACUAUAUAGUUAGACCUUUUCAAAUUCUAACCACAUGAGAGUGCACCUUUUUGCAGAAAAAAACUUAAUCGCUAUCCAUUAUAGUAGUCUCCUUUAAUUCUGAUUCAUCGACAUAAUGAUUCUUCGAAUUUCUUUCUUCAGUGGACUUCACACACUAAAAAUAGUGUAAUCAGAUGAAAUUUAUUUAUAGGAACAGUCCACUUACCUCUUCAAUUCUUAUUCUUGGCGCAGAUAUCUGUUCAGGAAAAUGCCAUGGCUUAUAGUUUGGAUUAUUUAAUAAUUUCCAAUCAGGGUAAGCUACAGAGGCCUUAUGUAACUUUUUAACCAUCUAAAAAAGGAAUACGGAUUAAAAUAUUUGCAAUAUGGUGAACUGCAUACUUACAAUGUAUAUAAAGAGUAUAGACCUUAGGCGCAAAUAUUUGUGUGACUUUAUUAACUAACCAAACUGGUAGUUUUCCAUGUGGAUCGGUAUGAGACACAUAUCCCAAUUCAGAACCAUCACCAUUUCGCGAUGGUCUUACAAUGUAUCCUUAAAUUAAGAGCACUGAUAAUAAAAUA
This is a messenger RNA of Nomia melanderi (Alkali bee), 6299 nucleotides long. It is a transcript of the gene Hira, whose product is annotated as histone cell cycle regulator-like protein. Gene Ontology annotation, cellular component: nucleus; HIR complex; chromatin. NCBI's taxonomy places the organism in Eukaryota, Metazoa, Arthropoda, Insecta, Hymenoptera, Halictidae. Gene Ontology annotation, biological process: DNA-templated transcription; regulation of DNA-templated transcription; chromatin remodeling. The record is from RefSeq and is a predicted model, not a curated record. Gene Ontology annotation, molecular function: nucleosome binding; protein binding.